This is a messenger RNA of Morus notabilis, 2031 nucleotides long. Its product is annotated as probable beta-1,3-galactosyltransferase 2. The coding region runs from base 283 to 1506 and encodes 407 amino acids. Gene Ontology annotation, molecular function: hexosyltransferase activity. NCBI's taxonomy places the organism in Eukaryota, Viridiplantae, Streptophyta, Magnoliopsida, Rosales, Moraceae. The transcript has 11 exons. Gene Ontology annotation, cellular component: Golgi membrane. The record is from RefSeq and is a predicted model, not a curated record.
GGAGAGAGAGAGAACAAAACAAAGCACACGAUAAAGAAAGGAACAAAACAGGAAGUUAAAAUAAAAACAGAGUUCCUCUUGGCUCUGCUCUGAUUCUCUCUGUCUAACUCUGCUUCUCAAAAUCUUGUUUUUUGGAGCUCACUUUUCAAAUUUCGGUUCCCCUUCACCUGGCUUUUUUAGUCCAGUUUCUCUGUUAUUAUUAUAUAUUGUACAUGGGUUUUUGGUGAAAAGAGAUAAUCAUAAUAUUAUUAGUUGGGAAGGUUCAAGAGAAUAUAGAGGAAUAUGUCUUGGAAAAGCAGAGGAGAGAAGCCUUCAGGGACUAUUCUAUCACAAAAAUGGGCUCUUUUGCUUUGUUUAGGCUGCUUCUGUGCUGGAAUGCUCUUCACCAAUAGGAUGUGGGAUGUUCCUGAAACUAAAGAUAUCACACGAACAACAUCAGUGGAAGCUGAAAAACUAAAAUUAGUUUCCGAGGGUUGUGGUCCAAAAUCAUUGCUUCAGAAAGAAGUAAAGCGCGACCCCAAGGACAUUUACAGGGAGGUUUUCAAGACUCACAAUGCAAUACAAACAUUGGAUAAGACCAUUUCGAAUUUGGAGAUGGAAUUGGCUGCGGCCAGAGCAGCACAAGAGUCCAUACGCAAUGGCGCGCCCUUAUCAGAGAACUUAAAGAAAACUGAAUCAUCUGGGAGGAGAAAGUAUCGGAUGGUUGUUGGAAUCAAUACUGCUUUUAGCAGUCGAAAAAGAAGAGAUUCGGUUCGAGCUACAUGGAUGCCACAAGGCGAGAAAAGAAAGAAGCUUGAGGAGGAGAAGGGCAUUAUCAUUCGCUUCGUCAUUGGUCAUAGUGCCACAUCUGGGGGUAUUCUAGACAGAGCUAUUGAAGCAGAGGACAACAAGCAUGGAGAUUUUCUAAGGCUGGACCAUGUUGAAGGGUACCUUGAAUUGUCUGGCAAGACUAAGAUAUAUUUUGCUACUGCUGUUGCUUUGUGGGAUGCUGAUUUCUAUGUCAAAGUUGAUGAUGAUGUCCAUGUAAAUAUAGGAACACUUGGAGAAACGCUAAACAGACAUCGGUUGAAACCACGGGUGUACAUUGGAUGCAUGAAAUCUGGUCCCGUCCUUUCGCAAAAGGGAGUGAGAUACCAUGAACCUGAGUAUUGGAAAUUUGGUGAGGCUGGAAACAAGUAUUUCCGCCACGCUACCGGACAGCUUUAUGCGAUCUCAAACGAUUUGGCUACAUAUAUAUCCAUAAACCAGCACGUCCUGCAUAAGUAUGCUAAUGAGGAUGUCUCUUUGGGAUCUUGGUUUAUUGGCCUUGAUGCGGAACAUAUUGACGAUCGACGAUUAUGCUGCGGCACCCCACCUGAUUGCGAGUGGAAGGCCCAAGCAGGCAACAUAUGUGUUGCUUCAUUUGAUUGGAGCUGCAGUGGGAUCUGUAGAUCAGCUGACAGGAUCAAGGAAGUCCACAGGCGAUGUGGCGAAGGCGAAAAUGCUUUGUGGAGUUCUUCCUUCUGAGAAGCAGCCUCGCUCGUGUCGCGGGUUCUUCCAAACUCGGGAAGGAUUUCUGUGCACUAGUACAUAAAGCAUAUAAGCACGAGCCUUUUUCUUUUCUUUGAGCCGCGGUAUAGAAAACUUGUAAUAUCACAGAAGAGAGAGGGAGAGAGAGAGAGAGAGAGAGCAAAAGAAAUGAAAAAUGUGGACCACCUCCAUUUUAGUAGAGGGAGAUUGGCCAUUGUAACAGUCCAAAAUGGAAGAGCUAUGAGGCUGACAACCACCAUAAUUCUUUUGACGCUUGAAGAGCCAAUUUGUAAGUUGCAGUUCUACGGCUAUCAAGUGCACAAUAAAUACACAUCUUUGUGGGGGCUUUUACUGCCUUUCCUUGUACAUCUAGUUUUUAAUGGGUUUUUUCAAUAGUAGGAUCAAUCUACUAUCUAUAUAAGCACUAUUUUGUAUUCAAAAUCUCUCUUCCCUGCUUAUUGCAUGGAUUGGUGAACGUUCUGACUCUGUCUCAGCGACAUGUUCAUAUGCCUGAACCAACCU